Tupaia belangeri chinensis (Chinese tree shrew) is the source of this 1519-nucleotide messenger RNA. It is a transcript of the gene DPH1, whose product is annotated as diphthamide biosynthesis 1. Gene Ontology annotation, molecular function: 2-(3-amino-3-carboxypropyl)histidine synthase activity. Gene Ontology annotation, biological process: protein histidyl modification to diphthamide. The transcript has 13 exons. Lineage: Eukaryota; Metazoa; Chordata; Mammalia; Scandentia; Tupaiidae. Bases 54 to 1370 code for a protein of 438 amino acids. The record is from RefSeq and is a predicted model, not a curated record.
UCUCGGCGCUCUACCGGUGCUGCCUUUUUGGUCCCCUCGUGGGCAGGCGGGCGAUGGCGGCGCUGGUUGUGUCCGAGGCGGCAGAGCCGGGCGGCCGAAACGGCCCUGGCAGAGGUCGGGUCUCUCGGGGCCGCCUAGCCAAUCAGAUCCCCCCUGAGAUCCUCAACAACCCCCAGCUACAGGCAGCCACCCAGGUCCUGCCUUCUAACUACAACUUUGAAAUUCCCAAGACCAUCUGGAGGAUCCAACAAGCCCAGGCCAAAAAGGUGGCCUUGCAAAUGCCAGAAGGCCUCCUCCUCUUUGCCUGCACUAUUGUGGAUAUCUUAGAAAGGUUCACAGAGGCCGAAGUGAUGGUGAUGGGCGAUGUGACCUAUGGGGCUUGCUGUGUGGAUGACUUCACUGCCAGGGCCCUGGGGGCCGACUUCCUGGUGCACUACGGCCACAGCUGUCUGGUUCCCAUGGACCCCUCAGCCCAAGGCCUCCGGGUGCUGUAUGUCUUUGUGGACAUCCGGAUAGACACUGCCCACUUUCUGGACUCUGUCCGCCUCACCUUUCCCCCAGCCAGCACCCUGGCCCUGGUCAGCACCAUUCAGUUUGUGUCAACCUUGCAGACAGCUGCCCAGGAGCUGAAAGCUGAGUAUCAUGUGAGCGUCCCACAGUGCAAGCCCCUGUCCCCGGGGGAGAUCCUAGGCUGCACAUCCCCCCGACUGCCCAAAGAGGUGGAAGCUGUUGUGUAUCUUGGAGAUGGCCGCUUCCAUCUGGAGUCUUUCAUGAUUGCCAACCCCAGUGUCCCUGCUUACCGGUAUGACCCAUACAGCAAAGUCCUGUCCAGAGAGCACUAUGACCACCAGCGAAUGCAAGCCGCCCGCCAGGAAGCCAUAGCCACCGCCCGCUCAGCUAAAUCCUGGGGCCUUAUUCUGGGCACUUUGGGCCGCCAGGGCAGCCCGAAGAUCCUGGAGCACCUGGAAUCUCGGCUCCAGGCCUUGGAACUUCCCUUUGUGAGGCUGCUGCUCUCUGAGAUCUUCCCCAGCAAGCUUAGCCUACUUCCGGAGGUGGAUGUAUGGGUGCAGGUGGCGUGUCCGCGUCUCUCCAUCGACUGGGGCACAGCCUUCCCCAAGCCGCUGCUAACACCCUAUGAGGCGGCUGUGGCUCUGAGGGACAUUUCCUGGCAGCAGCCCUAUCCCAUGGACUUCUACGCUGGCAGCUCCUUGGGACCCUGGACGGUGAACCACGGGCGGGACCAGCGCUCACAUGCCGCGGGCCGGCGGGCGAUAGGGCAGGUGCAGGAAGGCUCUCCGCAGUCCCCACCAGCCGCGGCGUGCGAAGGUUGCAGCUGCAAAGACCAGAAGGUGGCCCCGCUUGCUCCCUGAGACGCUCGAGGUCCCAGGGCCCUGCGCUCCCGAGGAGCAGCUUCGAGGCUGGUGGUUUUCAGAGCAGGAAGUAGAUGUUUUCUCCGCCCUGGAAGAGCCUGCAGUGUGCAGGGGACUGGAGGAAGCCCUGGGGACGGUGGCCCAGGCAC